AUAAAAAAUAGCAUUCUUGGUGGCUUAGCAAGUUGCCAGCAACAUGACCUUCUACUGGGAGUGCGCGGAGUUUCCCUUGGCAGUGGCACCAUGGUGCAGCGAUCCGAGACGGCAGCAAAAGGUUCUCGCCCGUGUGGCCGUGGCAGAGCAGCGGACGCCGGGCUUUGCGCUCCGUUUCGACCUGGAACUGCUUGAGGAGGCAGAGAUGCUGGGUGAUCGUAGCGUGUUGACGUCCUAUAUGCACUUGAUGCGGAUCGUGAACCAGCGGCAGAUGCUAUGUGCUUUUGAGUUUGCGUUCGUCGGAGCGGGAGCGGAAAGGCGACGGCCGGGAGGGGACGAAGCAGACGUAUUAUUGGACCAGAGACUGAAAAAAUGGCUGGCAGGUGGCGGUCAGGUGCCAGCGCCGCCCAAAGAGGAGCUAGUGAGGUGGUUGCUGUCUUGGAUGGUUAUCACCCCGACAGCAGUGGACGUCGACAGUGAUAAACAAUCAGAUGAGUGGAUCGUGCUCAUGUGCGGCGAGAACGGUGCUGAGUACGCGGUUGAGGAUAGCGACAUCGACUUGGUUUUCAACGAGUCAGGCGAUGCGAGUGAUCCAGUGUAUGGAGAGGACCAUGAUAACGACGGGAAUGAUGGCCAUUGUGAUGAUGCCAGUGGAGAAGAAACGGAGGACGGCGACUUGCCACCUCCGUAUGAAGAAGUUGAAGUCGCUGAGUCAGAGGAUUCACUAGACUCAAAAUCUGAAGAGAAAUUUGGCUUUGAAAAGGAAAAACAAGCGAGCCAACAUAAUGCUAAUCAACUAUCGGAAACUACUCGUGUUAGCACUUCAAAUCGGAGUUUACAAGCGCAGGAUCAAAAUGCAAAAAAGCAAUCGAAACGACCAUCUUCGAUCCGCAGUAGCAGUAGCCGAAGUCUUGUGAGUACUGCAAGUUCGACAUCUUCAUCUAGAUCCGAGAAAAAAGAACUCAAACUGACGACAGUGCGAUUAAAUCCACGUCUCGACUCGCUGGAUGUGGUUAAACUUGAUGAGGAGCCAUCCUAUGUGUGGUCAGAUGCCCGUCAACAUUUUCAUAAGGAGCUUGGUACAUCGCGGCGUGACGUGCAAACUGCUAAGCAACAGCACGAUAAAGCUGAAAAACUGGCGAAUCUGCGUCAUACUCAACUAUUGAAAGACUCGGCUCGCAAGCUCCGUAUGAACGAACAGAAGCGUCGCGAUGCUCAAGCAGUCCGGCAAUUAAUCGCGGAUACAUUGGAGUAUCGUGACGAGUUGAAUGCGAUGGAAUCUCGUUUAAAAAAAGCAACGAUCGCUGCCCAUCGUGACCAGGAGCGAGUGAAACGCCAGGCUCGUGUUGUCAUCGGCAAUACCGAAAAGACCUCACGUGGUGCUAUAAGACUUGGCUCUGGCCCCCUGUCGAAGGAGGAAAUGGAACUAAUUCUUGGUAGUACUCGAAAUGGAAACGCUGUGUAUGAUCUUCACGGUCGUCGCCGCAGUUUAGGAGAAGCGGAUCAGGUGGCAAAAGAAACUGCUCUAGAGAGCGCAAUGCGCAAGGUUCGACGUCUUGUUUUGGAGUCAAAGAAUGGUAUCGAGACUUUCCGUCGGUAUGACGUCGAUCGUAGUGGAACACUUAGCUAUAGUGAGUUUCAGCGGAUGCUGCGUGAGAACGGUACCGGAGAUUCUCCUGAAUUAACACAAGAACAGAGUUUGGCGUUUUUCAAACACUUUGAUACCGGCAACAUUGGCGAGGUACACUACAAGGAAAUGCUUUGGGGAUUCUUCAAGUGGGAAACAUUUCUCAAACGGUGGCAUGAACGAACGAGUGUAAACACAGCAGUACCAACGGAUCGCGAAGUAAGGCAGCCAUUUAGAAAAUAUGAUCCAAGCAACCGAGGAGUGUUGCCACUCAAAGAGUUCCAAUUGGUCUUGGAUCAUCUUGGCGUCGCUCUCGGCGACACAGACGCUAACUUACUUGCUAUGAAAUUUGAUGCCGGUAAGGGCGGAUAUGUCGACUACAACAAAUUCCUGAAGUUUGUGAAUCUUUCCGAUACACAAGAUGAGUCAUCAUUUGCUGAACCUACAGCACAGCCAGACUUAAUCACUCGUACAGCCCCACCUGGCAUGAAACGUAUUUGGAUGGAAUUGCAAGAGCUUUCAUCUACGCAAGUAAGACUCCAUCGUCUACUUCAAAAAUGAUCUAUAGUUUUCAAAACUAUAGAUCAUUUUUUAAAACUAAGUUUUAAUCCGAUUGUCCGUUUGACAUACUUCUGC
This is a messenger RNA of Phytophthora nicotianae INRA-310, 2263 nucleotides long. RefSeq lists its product as hypothetical. The transcript has a single exon. Gene Ontology annotation, molecular function: calcium ion binding. Lineage: Eukaryota; Oomycota; Peronosporomycetes; Peronosporales; Peronosporaceae. The coding region runs from base 44 to 2188 and encodes 714 amino acids. The record is from RefSeq and is a predicted model, not a curated record.